UGGCACUACGUGACGUGGCACGACGUUACGUCGUGUACAGUGACGUGUAUUCCAACUGAGCAUGUAACCAGGAAGAGGCUGCUCAAAUUUCAAGAUGUUAGCUGGAGAAACCAAUGAUGAAGACGUGUCUCUGUUUGAUGCAGAGGAAGAUGCAGGGAAAAGGUCAAAGAGGACAAAUAUUAAGCAUCCAGUGGCGUCCUUCUUCCACCUCUUCUUCAGAGUGGCAGCCAUCUUUGUCUACCUGCUCUGUGAGUUUGUCAGUCCAGGUUUCAUCGGCUGCAUGGUCACAAUAAUCCUCCUGCUGUCAUGUGACUUCUGGGCUGUUAAGAACAUCACAGGGCGACUGAUGGUUGGUUUAAGGUGGUGGAACCAAGUAGACGAUGAUGGUCGUAGCCACUGGGUGUUUGAGUCCAGGAAGGGAACUGGGAAGCAACAUGCAUCAGAUUCAGAGUCCAGGAUCUUCUGGCUGGGGCUGAUUAUUUGUCCAGUCAUCUGGGUUAUCUUUGCGUUUAGCACCCUCUUUUCCUUUGAGAUUAAAUGGGUGCCUGUAGUGAUCAUGGGUGUGGUGCUACAAGGGGCCAACCUCUACGGCUAUGUGAAGUGUAAAGUGGGGGGAAAGACCAGCUUAAAGAACAUGGCCACCAAUUAUUUUGGACGCCAGUUCCUCAAACAGGCCAUGUCUAAAGAAGAGGAAUCGUAGAGAGCAGCUCUGCGAUUUUCACGUUUGCAUUAUUCUUAAUGCUGUUUUAUAUUUUCUUUACCAAGUGGAUAAUUAGAAAAAUUCCUUUGCAACAUGAGCUAAAAGUAACAGUGUUUUUUUUCUUCUUAUUUUUCUUUAAUAUGUGUGACUCAGUAGAGAGUUUUUUUUUGUUUUCCACGAGGAGCUUUGAGGUCUAGUAGCCGUUUUCAAGAACUUCAAAUCCAGCCUUUUUAUGUGACACUGAAAUGUAAAUGCAUGAUGAAAAGAUGAUGUAACGUUAAAGCAUACAGUGGUUUGAUGGCUCAUUUAAUCUCACAGCUCCCUCAGUAAUGUUCUUAGGUUGGUAUAUUAUUUAAUUUAGUUUAUGUUUCGGUUGCCUUUUAACUCUGAUCUCCAUUAACUGAAACACUGUAGUCUGGAGGAGGGAAUGGACAAACGUUCAUGUUUGUAUGAUAGACAAGCUUGUAAAGAAAGAGUGUAAAGUAUUCCAUGUAAAUAUGUAUGUAAAGAAACUGUGGAAUGUCUUUAUUUGUGCUAAUACAUUUGUAACAUUUUU
Molecule: messenger RNA, 1256 nt
Organism: Cheilinus undulatus (humphead wrasse)
Lineage: Eukaryota; Metazoa; Chordata; Actinopteri; Labriformes; Labridae
Gene: tvp23b
Product: trans-golgi network vesicle protein 23 homolog B (S. cerevisiae)
Exons: 7
Coding region: 95-700 (201 amino acids)
Biological process (GO): protein secretion; vesicle-mediated transport
Cellular component (GO): Golgi membrane
Source: RefSeq, a predicted model, not a curated record